This is a messenger RNA of Nematolebias whitei (Rio pearlfish), 1946 nucleotides long. It is a transcript of the gene pdss2, whose product is annotated as prenyl (decaprenyl) diphosphate synthase, subunit 2. The transcript has 8 exons. Gene Ontology annotation, biological process: ubiquinone biosynthetic process; isoprenoid biosynthetic process. The record is from RefSeq and is a predicted model, not a curated record. Gene Ontology annotation, molecular function: prenyltransferase activity. The coding region runs from base 194 to 1348 and encodes 384 amino acids. Gene Ontology annotation, cellular component: mitochondrion; transferase complex. Lineage: Eukaryota; Metazoa; Chordata; Actinopteri; Cyprinodontiformes; Rivulidae.
UCAAAGAUGGCGGCGCCCUGUCGUUCUGUGAAACAAGUGUACGCUCUUGAAAUCGUUCAAGUGUAAUGUACUUUUAAGUAAUGCGGGUUUAUUUUUGUAUGUCAGCAAGCGGAAUGUGUUGACUUCAUUUUUAAUUAUGCUGUUAAGUCCCGUCGAGGUAUUUGGAAUAGAUAAAAGUUGAGAAGAAGAAAAAAUGUUUCCAGCUUCGUGUUCGCGACUGUCCCGUCUGUCUCUGUCCAUAACCCGAGGACAGAGGAGUCUGAGUUUGUUCUCCAGCUCCGGAUCUCCCAGCUGGAGCAAAGUGGUGUCGGAUGCGGAGAAGAUAGUGGGUUACCCGACCUCCUUCAUGAGUCUGCGGUGCCUGCUCAGUGACGAGCUGAGUAACGUGGCCAUGCACGUCAGGAAGCUGGUGGGGACCCAGCAUCCUUUACUCAAUACUGCCAGAGGCUUUGUCUUCGACAGCAAGAACAAUAUUCAGAUGAGAGGGCUGAUUGUCCUGCUCCUGUCAAAAACCGCCGGACCGAGCUGCGCUGUCUCUGAUCUGCCGGUUCAGGACAUGGUCAGCGGCAUCUACCCCAGUCAGAGGAACCUGGCGGAAAUCACUGAGCUGAUCCACACAGCAUUCCUGGUGCAUCGUGGGAUCGUGAACCUGAAGGAGUGGACAAUUUCAGACGGUCCGCUGAAGGACAUGGAGUUCGGAAACAAGAUGGCCGUCCUCAGCGGUGACUUCCUGUUAGCUAACGCCUGUACGGCGCUGGCCCAGCUCAACGACACAAAGGUGGUCGAACUGAUCUCCAGUGCCAUCGGGGAUUUAGUCCAAGGGAUCUAUUAUGAGAAUUCCUACAACGCUGAGGACGUGCUCACCGAUGGCGUCGACGCGGCGUCGUGGGAGGAGCAGAUGUUCAUGUCCCACGGGUCGCUACUAGCCAAGAGCUGUCAGUGCGCCAUGCACCUCGCCAAACACGACAAAGAGGCCCAAAGACUGGCCUACCUGUACGGAAAGCACCUGUCGCUGGGCCACAAGCUGAACUUCGACCUGCAGCCAUUUGUGAAGAGCGGGUCGGGAGACCUGACGUCGUUCAGUUUGAGCGCGGCACCGGUGGUCCUCCACCGUCAAAUCGUCGGCAAAGAGGAAUGGCAUCAGCAGCUUCAGCAGGCUAAAACUUUGAGAAACCAGCUGGAUUACUCCAAGCUUCUGGCGGCGGUGAAGUCGGAGAAAGGCGUGAGCUCGGCCGUGGACUUGUGCUGUUACCAUAGCAACAAGGCUCUGGAGGCCAUCCAGGAUUUCCCCUCCUCGGAGGCUCGGUCCGCCUUGAAGAACAUCGCCUCCGCCAUCGCCAAAUUUUGACCCGCACACACACAUAAACAGAGGAAUGUGUGUCUGGAGGAACCGUGGCUCAUCAAACGCAAACACUCCACUUGAGCACGAAGCCAAAUGUUUUGUUCGGCUCUGAUGCUCCCCCUCCGCCGCACCAGGCCUUUAUCGUCACCUUUUCUUAUCAGCGCACACAGCGGAGAGCAUCGUUUAAGACGCCUUGAAGAAUCUGGAACAAACAGACUUCUUUCAAAUUUUGUCCCAAUUGAAACUGGAGCUGCUGGACGCCAGUUUAAUCGUGAAAAAUUGGUGCCCCAGACAAGAAAACCUCACGGGAAUCAGGAGGACCGGGUGUGUGGUUCCAGUGGGCCCAGGGGCGUGGAAAGGUCACCUCAGCCUCUCUCCUCGGCCCCAGCCAGCGAGCGCAGCGAAGCUCCACCGAGCAGUAAUUAUUAAUGAAGAGACCUGAGCAAAUGGACAGGAAAUGCAGAGGUAUUGAUUGGGCCGGCUGCCCUGCUCUGAGCCGCGCAGCCUGGCGCCAGCCUGGUGGCCUGUGGUUUCCCAUGGUCUGCGGAGGGCGGGGGGCUCAGCCAAGGUGUGAAACCACUGGGGCCGGCAGCUGCCCAUCACG